AUGAAAAAUUAUAGAGAUUAUCUAAAGAAACUGCGAGCUGAUAAGGAUCUGAAUAAUUAUAUUAAGAUACUUGCAGUAAAAAUGUUUUCUAAGGAAGAAGCAUAUACUGAAAGGCUAGAAAAUUAUCGUAAAAGGUAUGAAGAUAAUGAUCUAUAUACUAGUUUAGAGGAAUUAUAUUAUCAUAUAGCUAAGGAGGAGAAUCGUAAAAG
This is a messenger RNA of Funneliformis geosporum, 209 nucleotides long. The record is from the annotation of a GenBank genome assembly. NCBI's taxonomy places the organism in Eukaryota, Fungi, Glomeromycota, Glomeromycetes, Glomerales, Glomeraceae.